Cooperia oncophora is the source of this 384-nucleotide messenger RNA. NCBI's taxonomy places the organism in Eukaryota, Metazoa, Nematoda, Chromadorea, Rhabditida, Trichostrongylidae. The record is from the annotation of a GenBank genome assembly.
AUGUCAGCCGUUUGGCUAGUUGGAGUUUUUGGGCUGAUUGUGCUUCCCGUCGCCCACACCCACACUAAAGUGGUAGAUCCUUUCCAGGAAGACCUCACCUACAGUGGCAUUAAUAUUGAACGAAUGGAGGGCUUCAUGGGACGUCUACAUCCGGUGCAAUGUAAUCAUUACAAGCCUCUGUGUCAUAAGUUCAUGAAAUGUUUUGGAAAUUGCGAAGAAUUUUUCAUUCCUGCCAUAAACCAAGAAGACCUCACCGAUGAGCAGAAGGAAAGAGCAAAAACUAUCAAGACAAAUCCAUGUGUCGCCAUGUUCGCCUACUGUUUAUCUGUUGAUUACUUUCAACUAGCUGCAGUCCUCGACCUCACGACACCAGACGCUUUUUGA